Aspergillus ochraceoroseus IBT 24754 is the source of this 3030-nucleotide messenger RNA. RefSeq lists its product as uncharacterized. The record is from RefSeq and is a predicted model, not a curated record. NCBI's taxonomy places the organism in Eukaryota, Fungi, Ascomycota, Eurotiomycetes, Eurotiales, Aspergillaceae. Gene Ontology annotation, biological process: protein phosphorylation. Bases 1 to 3030 code for a protein of 1009 amino acids. The transcript has 3 exons. Gene Ontology annotation, molecular function: ATP binding; protein kinase activity; protein binding.
AUGGAGGCAACUCAGGAAUCAACCCAGCCAUGCACGGAUCCUCGCCGUAUGGGCCGUAAUAACUCUGGAUUACUCAAUGAAGACCUGUCUGAUGUCAUUUGUAUCCUUCAUCCAAAUUCCCCUGCCGCCCACGAUGCGGUCGCUGCGACAGCCCGAAUCGCGCCCGGACAUAUCCUGCAGAAAGACGAGUUAGAGUAUGAAGGCUCAACCGCCGCUGUUUUGGAUAUCGCUCUAAGGCUAUCUUCAAAGGUGCAUGAUUUGGGGCUAGGUUUUUGUUUUGGGCGUAAUAUUGCUCGAUGUGACAUCCUUCUUGCCGCCGACAGUGCCUCAAGGCGUAUCUCCAACACUCAUUUUCGCAUCUAUCUCACAGACGAUGGUAUUCUCAUGUUGGAGGAUAUUUCCACCAACGGCACAAUUGUAGACAACUGCCGCCUUCGCAAGAAGGAGAAAGACAAUAGCCGGAUGCUAACAAAUGGCUCUGUUAUUCAAGUGAUCAAUGGCGAUCAAUCUUCAGACGAGAUCCGAUUUGUGGUUCGCUUUCCUUCGCGGGACGGCCACGCAAUGCAGUACACUGAGAAUGUGCUUCGUUAUUUCGAUCGAGUCCAGAAGCACCAGACGGGGACCGUGCAACCUACACGGCGCCAAACACCAACCCCGGCAUUGCAGUGGGCAAAUAGUUACGGAAUGCACUGGUCAGGCGGUUCAAUGUACAACGUCACCGGCCAGAUCGGGAAAGGAGCCUUUGCAACCGUUUAUAAGCUAGCCACCAAACAACAUGGGGCUGUAUAUGCUGCCAAAGAGCUCGACAAACGCCGCUUCGUGAAAAAUGGCAUACUAGAUCGGAAAGUUGACAAUGAAAUGAAGAUCAUGAGGGAUCUAAAGCAUCCCAACAUCGUUCAAUUUAUCGACUACCAGGAACACGACCGCUGGAUCUAUAUCAUCAUGGAGUAUGUUCCUGCCGGAGAGUUGUCUACUUACUUGCAAACCGAAGGCAAGAUCAAUGAGGGCAUGGUGAAGGUCAUGUCGCGACAAAUCCUGCAUGCAUUGCAGUAUCUCCAUAAGCGGAAGAUUACGCAUCGAGACAUCAAGCCAGACAACAUUUUAAUUGCAUCUCAUGAGCCUCUGAAAGUGAAGCUAUCAGACUUUGGUCUAUCCAAGGUUGUUCAAGAGGAAACCUUCCUAAAGACCUUCUGUGGAACCCUCCUUUACUGCGCCCCGGAGGUCUAUCCCGAGUAUGAAAACUAUCGACGCGGUGAAGUUAGGAAAAGGCGAAGGUUUGGUGACCCACCUCCCAAAACAUCUCCUUACGAUCAGUCUGUCGAUAUGUGGUCGCUAGGUGCUGUCAUUUAUCACCUCCUUGCCGGUAUCCCCCCCUAUACUGGACGAGGCGACGAUCGAGGGACUCAGAUGCUGAGAACAAUCAUGACAACGGAUGCGGACUACAACGUCUUACGCAGGGCAGGCGUCUCUGAAGCUGGCAUUGACCUGGUUUCUAAGCUCCUAAACCGUGAUCCUCACCUUCGCGCAAAGGAACGAGAAUGUCUCCGACACCCUUGGCUUGUCGACGUCCCGGAUUUAGAUGAAUACGAGGAGGAUAUGGUGUCCAAUAGUUCGGAGGGUCUCUCUGAUAUUGGCGAAGAUAUCGAGGCCGAAUUGGAUGCUUCCCAGCUCUCCCUUGAUGACCACCCGCACCUCGAAGCAGAACAACCCGAAAGCAGUAAUGAUUUGACUCAGUCAAAACGGCCACGAAUCGACUCGCCCCCUGGAGAUAUCAAUUACCCAUCACUUCCUAACAUUGAAAUUUCCCAGGACAUCCAGCCGUUGGCUGAGUCAACUCCAAGACGCCUAUUUGGAGAAAUAACUUCAUCGGCUCUCCGCAGCUCCCAUGCUUUGGGGGAUGGCAUUAUAUCUGAGGAUGGCGAUUUCAGCGUCCACGAUUUUGUUUCUUCAACUGGUGAGUCCAUGAUCAGUGAUGGCCUCAGUCUCAACUCCGUCCUGUCCCUCCCGGAAAACCCUUUCCCUGGAUCUGCACCAAGCUUGAUGGGCGCUGAGAACUUGGUCCGACAGCUGAACAUGAACUCGUGGCAUCCUGGCACUUCAAAAAACCCUCUCCUAUCCGCCGAGACACCAAACCGUCAACCCAGUGAGGAAAUCCCGGCUGUCGGAGGUAAGGCUCUGGGGGGGGAACUGCCGAAUAGUCCCAACGCGACCCCCCAGGCAAUCCAAUUCAGCCGACGCAUCGAACUCCCGAUACCUGAUACUGCUAGUGAACGUUCAAGCCCGGAAACAACCACGCGAAAGACCAGUAGCCAUUGUCCUGAGUCUACGACCGCCCCAGGAGAGAUUUUCGACGUCGAACUUGCGAACACCAUUGACGCCAGAAGCGGACAACCUGUAUCUGAGGACCGGGAAACCCAAGGGUUUCAGCCUCCUGCGGACCCCAGUCAAAAUCGGGUACCUGCCAUUCCAAGACUCCUUGGCCCGCCAAGCAAACCUCGGCCUCUGCUAGGAAAACUCACGACUGUCCCCGGGUCAAUAUUUGAUCUGACCCUCCGGUUAGAAGAUCGAAUGACCUCGUGGGGCCGUGGGCCCCAAGCGACUAUCUGCUUUCCGGACCCGAUGGAUACUCGGAUUCCGGCCUACGCCCUCGAAGUAACCUUCUGGGCGCCGGCAAUUGAGGCCCGCGUUGCUUCUGGACAGGAUUGGAUGACAGUGCCUGGAGUGAUGGCGAUUCUUUCCACCAAGACCCGCAAGUGUAUCUGGGUGAACGAUACCGAACUCCGUCGAGGGCCCGAGGGGGAUAACAAUCGAGAAGGGUUCCAUUUUGGUAAACUGUACAGCGGUGACAUUAUUACGAUUUACCGGCAGCGCAGCAAAUUCCUGAAAUUCCAGUGCGAGUUCUAUCAUGGAGACAGCGUGCGGCCACGUCCGGAGCAUGAAAAAGGAUUCAAGGUUCGCAAAGUGUUGAUGUCGAAAGAGGUGGUGGCCAAUCGACAACCGGUACGGAAUGAUCGGGGCAGCAAGGAAUGA